AUCAUUUCCUGGGAGAAAGUUCCUCUUCUGGUACAGGAGUUCAGGCUGUUCUCACACCCAUCUUUACACUCACUGGAGGCGCAGCUGGCACCAGCAUCUGGACCAGGAAUGGGAAAAGAGCAGAAGUUGAGGGGCAUACCCUGGUUAUUCUCUGAAAUAGUAUUAGCUUUGGAUGACUGUGGGCAGUUGGAAUUUGUUCUCAGGUUUUGUUAUUAACAGUAACGGGGCGUCAUUCUAUGGUGCUGCCUGGUCUUAGAUAGGCCCCCUCCUUUGCUUUGGGGAUCCACCGGCCCCCACCUUGAGCCUUGAGUUUUUCUGCUUCACCCAGACAGCUGAGGUGGCUCUCAGAGCUCUGAAGGCGCUGAUUUUGCUCUCUCCCACAGUCUUUGAUGACGCUGGUUUCAGAGUGUAGGCAUAGAAAACGGCGGAUACAAUUUUGUGUUCAGGCUCAGUCAUUUGCAGAGUUUGUGACUGAGAAGUCCUUGAUACUUGAAAUCGGGCUUCACUUGUAGAUUCUUAGAAAUAAACUGGAGAGACCUUAGUCUUCCCUGGAGCAGGAUCAUGGGCAGUUCUGUUACUGCCCAUUCUCAGGAACCUAGGUGCUUGUGGGAGGCAAACAAUGUUUGUGCUGGGCUGUGUCCGCCCCCCUCCCCCCAUUCUUAAGCCUUUUUGUCCUGUGGCCAGAGUGCCAGCUAGCUGGGGAAGCCAAGCUAGGAAUUGUGUGAGGAGAGGACUGGCAGGCCCGGCUGGCAGCGGGGGAUGGGGGAGUCACAGCGCCGGGCAGGACAGAGGUGCCUUCUGCCAGAUAGCUGUGACUGAAUGAAUGAGUCACUUCCCCUACUGGGCAAGCGCUCCCCUGGCCUUCCCUCAACUACGGAGGAUAUCCCUGGAUCAGGAGGGACUAGGAGGGGAAGGAAAAAAAAAAUCAAAACGAAACAGAAACUGGCCCGAGAUACUGAAAGGACACACUUGACAACAGCCCAGCUCUGCAUUCUUGACCGUAUCCACGCGGCCGUUCAUCUCUGGCACGUUCCCUCACCAUUUCCCUACAGAUGGACCUGGGCCCGGCCCUAGAGGUGACCUUGGGUAGCCAUACAGUCGCUUCCAGAUCGUUUCUUCGCCUGUGAACAGACCUGGCACGCUGCUCCUUUCUCACCGUUCUCCAGCCUUCCGAGCCAUUCGCGCGGCCGGCCGCCUGGCCCGGACUGAACGCUGAGUGGUCGGCUUUGCGGGAUCCUCGCCGGCUCUCCCUGCCUGUAGGUGAGGACUGAAGCUCCGGGGGCCUCCGAACGACAGCUACUAAGGGCUUGGUAGAGUGACUCACCGGUGACUGGGGUGGUCGCUCACACCCUGGCAGCCUUCCCUGGACGUGGACCUGCAGUCUCUUGACAGUCCUGCCACAGUGAGAGGAUGGCGGCUAAAGGAACUGAAGCCAAGGACCUCGAAAACCAUCACAAUGACUGCUUUGUUCAACUUUCAAAUCCAAACAUAGCAACAAUGAAGGAAGACGUUCUCUACCAUUUCAACCUCAGCACUAGCACACAUGAUUUCCCUGCUAUGUUUGGAGAUGUGAAGUUCGUGUGUGUUGGUGGAAGCCCUUCCCGGAUGAGUACCUUCAUCAGGUAUGUGGCUGCCGAACUGGGCCUUGACCAUCCAGGGAAAGAGUAUCCCAACAUCUGUGCAGGCACUGACCGCUACGCCAUGUAUAAAGUCGGACCUGUGCUGUCUGUGAGCCAUGGCAUGGGCAUCCCUUCCAUCGGGAUCAUGUUGCAUGAGCUCAUCAAGUUGCUGUACCAUGCCAGGUGCUCCAACAUCACCAUCAUCCGCAUCGGCACUUCGGGCGGGAUAGGUCUGGAGCCUGGCUCUGUAGUCAUCACGCAGCAGGCAGUGGAUGAGUGCUUCAAGCCGGAGUUUGAGCAGAUUGUCCUGGGGAAGCGGGUGGUCCGCAGCACCAACCUGGAUGCACGGCUGGUGCAGGAACUGCUGCAGUGCUCCUCGGACCUGCAUGAGUUCCCCACGGUUGUGGGCAACACCAUGUGCACCCUGGACUUCUAUGAGGGGCAAGGCCGUCUGGAUGGUGCCCUCUGCUCCUACACAGAGAAGGACAAGCAGGCCUAUCUGCAGGCAGCCCAUGCCGCUGGUGUCCGAAACAUCGAGAUGGAAUCUUCGUUGUUUGCCACCAUGUGCAGUGCCUGUGGCCUGAGAGCGGCUGUGGUGUGUGUCACCCUCCUGGACCGACUGCAAGGGGACCAGAUCAACACCCCCCAUGACGUGCUGGUGGAAUACCAGCAGAGGCCUCAGCGGCUGGUGGGCCACUUCAUCAAAAAGAGCCUGGGGAGGACCUGAGGCUCUUGUCCUUGACUCUCAGGACGAGCCUCUGCAACUACUGGCCAAUAAAUCUAUUUUUCAUAUCCCA
Messenger RNA from Peromyscus californicus insignis, 2416 nucleotides. RefSeq names its product uridine phosphorylase 1 (gene Upp1). Gene Ontology annotation, molecular function: uridine phosphorylase activity. The transcript is spliced from 10 exons. Bases 1411 to 2346 code for a protein of 311 amino acids. The record is from RefSeq and is a predicted model, not a curated record. Gene Ontology annotation, cellular component: cytosol; cytoplasm. Gene Ontology annotation, biological process: uridine catabolic process; nucleotide catabolic process. NCBI's taxonomy places the organism in Eukaryota, Metazoa, Chordata, Mammalia, Rodentia, Cricetidae.